GCGGCGCGCACGCGCACGCCGUCCGCGCUCUCCUAACCGACAGCGGCAGCCGCGGCCGGUCGCAGCCGCCAUGUUGAUGCUGGGCCGGGGGCUGGAUGCCAGGGAUAAUCAGACCAGGCAAAUACGGGAAGCUGUUUCAAAUGUGGAAAAACAUUUUGGUGAAUUAUGCCAAAUAUUUGCAGCAUAUGUACGAAAAACUGCCAGGCUACGAGACAAAGCAGACCUUUUAGUAAAUGAGAUACAUGCUUAUGCAGCUACAGAAACACCAAAUUUAAAGCUUGGAUUGAAAACAUUUGCAGAUGAGUUUUCCAAGCUUCAGGAUUAUCGCCAAGCAGAGGUAGAAAGACUUGAAGCCAAAGUUGUUGAACCUCUGAAAUUUUAUGGGACCAUCAUAAAACUUAAAAGAGAGGAUCUCAAAGCAACAUUAACAGCUAAGAACAGAGAAGCAAAACAGUUAUCUCAACUUGAAAGGACCCGUCAACGAAAUCCGUCCGAUCGACAGAUUAUUUCACAGGCUGAAAGUGAAUUACAGAGAGCCUCUCUGGAUGCAACUCGAACAAGUCGGCAGUUGGAGGAAACAAUUGACAAUUUUGAAAAACAAAAAAUAAAAGAUAUUAAGAACAUAUUUUCAGAAUUCAUUACAAUUGAAAUGUUAUUUCAUGGAAAAGCCUUAGAGAUUUACACUGCUGCAUUCCAAAAUAUAAAAAACAUUGAUGAGAAUGAAGACUUAGAGGUAUUUCGGAGUUCACUUUACCCACCAGACCAUCAGUCCCGUUUGGAUAUUGUUCGUGCAAAUUCCAAAUCUCCCCUUCAGAGAACUGGUUCUUCCAGAACUUGUGCUGGAAUAGUUCAGAUUUCUAGGAAUCCCCUAAAGGAAGAGGAGGCAGAGGAAGAAGAGGAGGAAGAGGAGGAAGAUGAAGAAUUAGAAACCACUAAGGAGGAAAGAUAGCUCUUGCGACAACAAAAUAUUCCUCAAAUUAAAAAUGUUAAUUGUAUUUAUAUUUCAUGUUAAGACAUCAUAAGGACAGCCAUUAAAAUUACAGUAAAAAAGACGUUCAUUAUCUGACCACCUUAUGAUCUCUUAAUAGUAUAAAAUGUCAAAAAAAAGUUGCUAAAACAGUAGAUAUUUUUAAAAGUUGUGUCAAUUAUGAUAAUCAACCAUGAGGGAUUCACCAAGUUUCCUUGUUUUUUUAUGUUUUUCAGAAUAGAUGUUAUUCCCAUUGAUUAUCUGCUAACACAGGGGAGUGGAGUAUAUUUUCUUAUUUAUUAAACAAUAUAAGCAAUCAACCCCUAGUAACCAAAUAAAGUGACUUUCAUAACUUGGUCAGAUGUAUUAUAGAAUCCAACAGCUGUCAAAAAAAAUCUGUACACAAUGCUAUAGUCCUAAAAAACAAGUACCAGAAAGAUCUUGAUCAUUAAUCAUUUCCAGCCUUAUCUUCCAGCAUGCUGUAUGACUGGAGAGAGAUCAGUGAAGCCUGAAUGUAAUUUUGUCUGCCCAUCCUUAGCCAGACUCUUCCCCAGAAUCUAGUCUUCAGGGUUUAACUGAAUAUGCAUACUUGAUUUGCAACAGAAGCAAUGAGACUCAGUAUUAGAUGGUUUACUAAGCAACUUGAAUCUUUUUGACAAAAGACUCUUCGGCAUUUUGUGGUAUGUAAGUUGUAUUUUAGUCAAAAUUCGAACAUGAAUUUAGAAGAAAACGAUCUAAAUUUUCUUCUCAUUUCAUAAUCAGAAUUUCUGCAUUAACUAUGUAUUAGCAGCAAUCCUUUUAUUUUUAAGAUUUCUAUUAUAGGUUAUUACAUAUUUUGAAAAUAAAAUAUAUAUUCUCACCUUAAGUAUUUAUAAUCCUGUCUCAGUGAUUCUGAAACUGAAGCCCAUAGCACAAUAAUGAUGUUUUCUAACUAUACAAAACAGUUAAGUUUGAAACCAGAGAAUUAAAAAUAAGCAUUUACCUCCCAUCAACUGUAAUGAAAAUGCAGAUGUACAAACACCUAAAAUUGAACCAUAAUCUCUUUAUCUCAGUAACUAAAUAUCAGUUUAUACUAUACUGCCAAGAAUGUAUUAUCUUGUAAUAAAAUGAUUGAGCUUGCAAAUCA
This is a messenger RNA of Candoia aspera, 2093 nucleotides long. RefSeq names its product CBY1 interacting BAR domain containing 1 (gene CIBAR1). Gene Ontology annotation, cellular component: ciliary basal body; ciliary transition zone. Bases 71 to 949 code for a protein of 292 amino acids. Lineage: Eukaryota; Metazoa; Chordata; Lepidosauria; Squamata; Candoiidae. Gene Ontology annotation, biological process: cilium assembly. The record is from RefSeq and is a predicted model, not a curated record. The transcript has 9 exons.